Pristis pectinata (smalltooth sawfish) is the source of this 1237-nucleotide messenger RNA. RefSeq names its product cornichon family AMPA receptor auxiliary protein 2 (gene cnih2). The transcript has 6 exons. The record is from RefSeq and is a predicted model, not a curated record. The coding region runs from base 370 to 852 and encodes 160 amino acids. Gene Ontology annotation, biological process: regulation of AMPA receptor activity; vesicle-mediated transport. Gene Ontology annotation, cellular component: synapse; dendrite. Lineage: Eukaryota; Metazoa; Chordata; Chondrichthyes; Rhinopristiformes; Pristidae.
CCUCCCCUCGCCCUGCCCUCCCCCCGCCCGAACAAGGGGUCGCUGCGGGGUGGGCUGCUCCCCUGCGCUCCCGGGGCUGGAGUCUCGGAACGGGCGACAAAUUGCAAGUGCGUCAGUUGAGCGAAGCGUCGGCUGGAGACGGCAGCGUUAACACACAGGCUGGUGGGGAGAGCGCGUCCCUCCCUCCCUCCUUCCCUCCCUCCCUCAGCCCGAACAAAAGUUGUCGAUGAGAGAGGGGAGCCGAGGCUGAAGGGGGAGCGAGGGAGAGGAGCCCAGGGCUGUUCCCCCUUCUCCGAGGGCGAGGACACCCCACAGACAGGAGAACGGUGUCGGCGGCGGGCAGGAACAGGUGGGACGACCGCUUCCACUAUGGCUUUCACCUUCGCUGCUUUCUGCUACAUGCUGACUUUGGUGCUGUGCGCUUCCCUCAUCUUCUUCGUGAUCUGGCAUAUCAUUGCCUUCGAUGAACUGGGCACCGACUUCAAGAACCCCAUCGACCAGUGUAAUCCCAUCCGAGCGAGAGAGAGAUUGAGGAACAUCGAGAGGAUCUGCAGCCUCCUGCGCAAGCUGGUUCUACCGGAAUAUUCCAUCCAUGGCCUGUUCUGCGUCAUGUUCACCUGUGCGGGAGAGUGGGUGACCCUGGGACUCAACAUUCCUCUGCUCUUCUACCAUCUCUGGAGAUACUUUCACCGCCCUGCUGACGGGUCGGAGCUGUUGUAUGACCCCGCCUCAGUAAUGAGCGCGGAAAUCCUAAACUAUUACCAGAAGGAAUCGUGGUGCAAACUCUCCUUCUAUCUCAUCUCCUUCUUUUAUUACCUGUACAGUAUGGUCUACACACUGGUCAGCUUUUAACCCCAGGCCUGACGUCAACUGACGGGGCGUCAGUGGGGCCUGGGAUUACACAGGACGCGGAACACGCGGCAAGCGGGGUCAUUUGCAGGUUCAAGAGGGGCAGCCUCUUCCCUGCCGAGUUGUGGGCAAACUUGCCGUUGGGCCAAAUCUCGGAGACCACGUCUAACACGUCCGUUCCUUGAAGCUGACCUGGGGUUCCGACCACAACGGCAGCGACGUCACCAAGAACAUGCCAGCGUUGGAGAGGGCACCAGAGUGCUGCAAUUCCUGGCCCCAUUUAUGGACCUCUUAACUAUUGCUAUAACUAGUUAACAGUGGAUGUUUAGCAGGUUAACUGUAGAGAUUGCCAAUUGUUUUUUUAUUUUAAAAUGUGGAUUGUACCUGA